Penaeus vannamei (Pacific white shrimp) is the source of this 2355-nucleotide messenger RNA. The record is from RefSeq and is a predicted model, not a curated record. Lineage: Eukaryota; Metazoa; Arthropoda; Malacostraca; Decapoda; Penaeidae.
CAAAUCUCCCGGCAGUUUCCCAGAUCCAGGAAGUGCCGCCGCCGACAGAGGAUGAGGAAGAUGAUCAAGGCUAUUGCCAGGUCUACCGAGGUGCUACCUGUAGUCGCUUCAUUGGCAACCAUUCCAUUUACAUCCAGUCACCGCGACAUCUGGCAAAUAUGGAAAAACGCCUAGCAACCGCAAUUACAGUGAUAAUUCAUUCCAAUGAUCUAUCUUCAAAUUGUGAGGACUAUGCCAUUAAGUCUCUCUGCUAUGCUGCACUUCCACUCUGCAAUGAGAAUGAGCCAGAACCAGCACCUAGGCAGUUGUGCCGAGAGGAGUGUGAAAUUCUUGUAAAUGACGUAUGCAGGAUGGAAUUCAUUGCAAAACAGCACCAGCUUAUUGGCCGUCAGCUGCCCAUCCCAGAGUGCGAGGAACUCUCUCCCAUCACAUCACCAGAUCACCUCCAUUGCAUUCGCUUAGGCGUGCAGAGUGAUCCUCUUGUUGAAGAUGAGAAGUGCUACGUCGGUAAUGGUGAAUCAUACCGAGGCACAGAGAGUCGUACAUUAUCAGGUCGCAUUUGUGAGCCAUGGAGCGAGAAUCAGCUCUAUAUACGCACAGCUGACUUUCCUGAACUAAUUGGAGGGCACAACUAUUGCCGUAACCCUGGUGCACAAGAGAAUCAACCUUGGUGCUUUGUUGCUACGGAACACUCAGUAUCCAAAGAAGAAUGUGCUGUACAAGUUUGCAAUGACAAUACAUUAGUAUUCAUCCUUGUGGCAGUUGUGAUUGGUGGUGCAGUGUUCCUUUCCCUGAUUGUUGGACUUUGUAUGCGCAGAAAGUUUAAGUCGCCCAAACAGCCUUCCCCAAAGGCAAAGACUGUAGAACUCAAUGCUCUCCUCCCAAAACAGCAGCAACUCCGGGCUCGUGAAUUUCCCCUUGCUAAUGUCAGGUUCAUGCAGGAGCUUGGAGAGGGGGCCUUUGGUAAAGUUUACAAAGGUGAAUUGCAAGGAAUGAGUCCAGAUGGAAGCUCAGUAUUGGUGGCUAUCAAAACUUUGAAAGAGAAUGCCACAGCGAAAACUCGUCAGGAUUUUCACCGGGAGGUAGAACUCAUGACAGACCUUCGCCAUCCCAACAUUGUUUGCCUGCUGGGAGUGGUCAUGAAGGAGGAACCUAUGUGUAUGUUGUUUGAACAUAUGUCCCAGGGUGAUUUGCAUGAGUUCUUGAUUUCUCAUUCCCCACGGUCGGAUGUCUCCGCAUCUAGUGACGAUGGCAUGUCCCAGGCUGUACUUGAACAGCCAGAUAUGCUUGUCAUUGCAACUCAGAUUGCUGCAGGGAUGGAAUACCUUGCAAGCCAUCACUAUGUCCACCGAGAUCUUGCCUCCCGUAACUGUCUAGUGGGGGAAAACUUGACUGUAAAAAUAUCAGACUUUGGACUUUCUCGGGAUAUCUACUCUUCUGAUUACUACAGGGUGCAGAGUAAGAGCCUGCUCCCAGUGCGAUGGAUGCCCCCAGAAUCUAUUCUGUAUGGCAAGUUUACGACAGAAUCAGAUGUUUGGAGCUUUGGUGUUGUUCUGUGGGAGAUCUUCAGUUAUGGUUUACAGCCUUACUAUGGAUAUAAUAACCAGGAGGUAAUAGAUAUGAUAAGGUCCCGUCAUCUGUUGCCUUGCCCAGAGGAUUGCCCACCCCGCAUAUAUGCUCUCAUGGUUGAGUGCUGGCAUGAGACUCCAAAUAGAAGACCAACAUUUAGGGAGAUACAUGGUCGACUUCGUUCCUGGCAGGGUUUAGAUAACGGAGGUUUGGUUGGCACCCUGAGUGGUAGUGUGUCUGGGCAUUCUGGCUCACAGCACUCUAGCACAGGGCCUUCAAAUAACACUGGAUCUACGAACCUCUCCUCAAAUACUCACCCUCCACACCUUCCUCGGCCUUAUCACCCAGGCCCACAUUAUCAGCCACCUGGACCACCCCAUUCUCCAGCUUAUUCUGCUCCUUAUCAACCACCACCACCACCUGGGAUGGUGCCUGGCUUGUAUCCACGUUUGUCAGUGCCUGUAGGGCACCCACAACCAGUAUAUUUGGCCCAGCGUAGCAACGUGAUGGAGGAUCACCAGUUACCAUUAGAGUGGCGCAACCACAGUCUAUGAAUAUGGGAACAGAAACCCAGUUGGCAAAUCUCUGAACUAAAUGGUGAAACUUUUGAUUCCUAACUCUCACAAAGGAACGUUUAGUGAAUCUCAUCACAUCUUGGGAAUGAUGUUUGAUGUUUUGUGUAUGCUUGGAGCACAACAAGGUCCUCUAAGCUAGGAUAUUAUAUGACCAUCUUGUUGCUGCUCUUGUAUGGUGAAAAGAAAAGAAAAUCAGUGCUUGAGUGAAAAG